UCUGGCCUCGCGCAGACAAAAUGGCGUGACUUUUGUAGUUUUUUCUCACUUAAAACGGCCUUGGAGUUAGUAAAGCUGUGUAAUGUGUCUUUAACUCCUCUGUGAGCUCGCUAAAUGAUGAGCUGUGUCGGUGUUGCGGUGUGACUCGGGGAGAUGUGAGAGUAGUGUCGGUGUUACGGUGUCGUUCGGUAUCUUAUAAAGAAGUGUUUCCGGGUCGGUGUGCGGUUUGAAUGCUCUGUGUUGUAAUCAGGUCGAGGCUGUUAUCACCUCCACCUGCUCACUUUUCACACUUUUUUACGGGUUUAUAGCAGGAAAAAAACAACGCGAGCUUUUUACAGUGUCAUGAAAGAAAUGUCCAGCACCAUGCCUGGCGGGCAGCAGCAGCCUCAGAAACACUACGGCAUCACCUCCGCCAUCAGCUUGGCCCCGCCACGAGAAAUAGACCACCAGUACACCAAGAAGCUCUGUGAUGCUAUGAAACCUUUUGGGGUGUUUGAGGAUGAAGAGGAGCUGAAUCACAGACUUGCAGUUCUGGGGAAGUUGAAUAACUUUGUUAAAGAGUGGAUCGCAGAGAUUAGUGAAUUAAAGAACCUUCCACCGUCGGCCAUCAGCUGUGUUGGAGGAAAGAUUUUUACAUUUGGUUCAUACAGACUCGGAGUUCACACAAAAGGUGCUGAUAUCGAUGCCUUAUGCGUUGCUCCUCGACAUGUAGAGAGAAGCGACUUUUUCUCGUCUUUCUUUGAGAAGUUUAAACAGCACGAAGAGAUCAAAGACCUCAGGGCUGUUGAGGACGCUUUUGUACCCGUGAUAAAAUUCAAAUUUGAUGGCAUAGAGAUUGACUUGCUCUUUGCCAGACUGGCCUUACAGUCCAUUCCAGACAACCUGGACCUGAGGGGGGACUCCAUCCUCAGGAACCUGGACAUCCGCUGCAUCCGCUCCCUCAAUGGUUGUCGAGUGACUGAUGAGAUUUUGUACCUGGUGCCAAACAAAGAAAACUUCAGACUGACUCUGAGAGCCAUCAAACUGUGGGCCAAACGUCGGGGGAUCUACUCCAACAUGCUGGGCUUUCUGGGCGGUGUGUCGUGGGCCAUGCUGGUUGCUCGAACCUGUCAGCUCUACCCCAACGCUGUGGCUGCUACGCUGGUCCACAAGUUCUUCCUGGUCUUCUCCAAAUGGGAGUGGCCCAAUCCUGUGUUACUGAAACAACCUGAGGACAGUAACCUGAAUCUACCCGUGUGGGACCCCAGAGUAAACCCCUCUGACAGAUACCACCUGAUGCCCAUCAUCACACCUGCCUAUCCCCAGCAGAACUCCACCUACAACGUCUCCACAUCGACACGCACCAUCAUGAGCGAGGAGUUCAAAUUUGGCCUCAGCGUCACAGAUGAGAUUCUUCAGGGAAAAGCAGAAUGGCCAAAACUUUUUGAACCUCCAAACUUUUUCCAAAAAUACAAGCAUUACAUCGUCCUGACUGCCAGCGCGUCCACAGAAGAAAACCACUUAGAAUGGAUCGGGCUGGUGGAGUCAAAGAUCAGAGUUCUGGUGGGAAACCUGGAGAGGAACGAGUACAUCACACUGGCUCAUGUCAACCCUCAGUCCUUCCCCGGGUCCAAAGAGAACCGCAACGAGAACGACUUUGUGUCCAUGUGGUUCAUCGGGAUCAGCUUCAAGAAGGUGGAGAACGCAGAGAGCGUCAACAUCGACCUGACCUACGACAUUCAGUCCUUCACAGACACAGUGUACAGACAGGCCAACAACAUCAACAUGCUGAAGGACGGGAUGAAGAUUGAAGCGACACACGUGAAGAAGAAGCAGCUCCAUCAGUACCUCCCUCCUGAGCUGGUGCAGAAGAAGAAGAGGAGCAUAGCGGAGCUGAACCGCAGCUCGAACGGGGGCAGCUCCAAGCGGCUCUCUCUGGACAGCUCUCACCUGGACAGCUCCAGAGACACAGACUCAGGGACCCCCUUCAGCUCCCCCUCCGCCAAACCCUUUAAACCCGCGUCUGACACAGAGGACAGUGUCAGCCCUCCCAAGCAGCUGUUUGGCGAGGGUUCCCCAACACCCACCGCUGCUGCAACCGCUGCACCCACCGCUGAUCAAACCGCUGAUCCCACCGCUGAUCCCACCGCCGAUCCAACCGCUGAUCCAGACAAAGCACCAAGUCCUGGUCCAAGUCCAGCUGCAUCUCCAGCUGCUCCGGACCAGGGCAUGUCCAUCCCCGUCAUCGGCUCAAAGCCUCCAGUCAAAGCGAAGCCCCCCUCCCCUCCACCCAGCAGCCCUGUGCCGAGUGGAGACGUGAAGCCCAACGCGGCCAGCAGCCCACAAGACGAAUCCAACGGCCUGGAGGACACGCUCAACGGAGCCGCCGCUAAAAGACCUCACUCCCCCACAGAGGAGGACCCCGCUAAGAGACCCCGAGACUCUGAGGCUGUUUCCAGUGAUGACUGCACUUUUAAAGAGCCGUUUCCUCCCUCUGACACAGAAGGACAAAAUACAACCCCCCUCUCUGGAUCAAAGGCUAAACCCAUUCCAACCAUCGACACCUCAAGAACACAGAGACUGCCCAGCAUGGAGCUUCCUGACGCCUCCUCUCCUCUCCCGGCCAGUAACAGUUGUCGGGUGGUGAAGAACUCCAUCAAACUGGCUCUGAACCGCCACAACAUCACCCCUCCCAAGCCCCCGGUGUUUGAGACGACCCCCCCCACAGAGACUCUUCCUGCAGGAGAGGAGAAGGGCAUGUCCAUUCCCGUCAUCGGCUCCAAACAUGUUACAUCCAAACACGUGGCUCCCCCUGUUGGCAGCUCCAUCCCCACGUUGGUGAGUCGAGGGGCCGACCCUCUGAACGGAGCCGCCUCCAAAAGACCCCACUCCCCCUCUCUGGAGGAGCAGGCCAAGAGGCUGAAGGAGACCGAGAAGGCCAGGAUUCAUAUCUCCUGAACGCAGACUGGACUUAUACAGAGAGGGGCGUGGCUUGUAAACUGGAUCUCACAGAGGGGGCGAGGCGUACGGACUGGAUCUUACAGAGAGGGACGGGGCUUACAGACAGCGGACAUGACCUCCAACAGACACAGGAAGUGUGUCCACGUCUCCACGGUUGGCUCUGUUAGCUCCGUUAGCUCCGUUAGCUCUGUUAGCGCGGUUAGCUCUGUUAGCUCCCAGCAGGACCUUUAACAGUGAGGAGUCGUCUCCUCUCCGAGUUUAAGCGUACAGGCGGAGACGUUUUUGUUUCAGUUUCUUUUUUCCAGUGAACACGUUUUAAAGAGAACUUUAUGGACAGUUUGUGCACACGCUCGAGCUGAACGCCGACUCUUUGUUUCUCCUGAACACAAACCUGUACAGUAAAUGUUGAUGUACAUAACUUUUGUCUUAAAAAAAAAAAAAAAAGAAGCAAAAGAAUCGCUGUCGAGUCUUUUGAACAUUUAUUGUAGUUUUAUCUAAAAAGAAAAAAAAAGUUUAAAAAAUUGUAAUAUUUCGUUUUUCUCUAUCGCUUGUCCCCAAAAAAAGAAAAAAGAAACGGUGUCAUCCCUGGAUCUUUUUGUAAACACUGUAAAGGUUUGAUUCAGUUUCAGGAGGAUUUCUGACACAAACACACAACGACCCUCAGAGGACUGCAGAGCGAGGAAGAGGAGGACGAGGACCACCAGAGACCACACACACCUGUCAGGUGAAUCAUUCUCACGACAACAGAAACAUGGUGGGCAGGUGUGAAGCUUGAGGGUUAUUACAGAGAAUCAAAUCGAGUUAUUGAUCCUGAUCGGCUGCAAGAGGCGCUCACUCACCUGAUGGUUAAAGGCCUCAUGUUCAGGUGUGUUUAACCCUUCAGGUGAGACACUCAGUGUGAGUGUGAGCAACCCUUAAAGAUGAUCAGAUCACCUUUAGUCGCCCCCCCCACACACACACACACACACGCGCCACCGCUCAGUUCAGCAUGCAGCCUGAUUCCGACUCUGUCGCGGCGCUGCGAGAACACAUGAUGGAAGCUUUGUGACCGUGUGUGUGUGCUGCAACAUUGAUUGAUUGAAGACAAAGUUUAUGUCCAAACAUUUUAAUAAUUUAAUCGAUUUAAAGCAAACAAGAUGAUUUCCUACUUCCUCUCGUUUUGUAAAUGAGUUAAUUACACGACCCUCUGACUCGUUAAGACUAAUUGAUUAAUCCUUAAAAGAACAGCUGAUUAGUCAAGAAUGGAAAAAUCAUAAUUGCGGCGUGUGUGUGUUGGCAGUAUGUGUGAACAGAUAGAUUUCCCUGCGUGUGUUUGUCGAGCCCUUGCGCCUCCUGUGGAGGUUCUUAGACAGCAUCAUGGGGGGGCAGUCACAGCAUAGUGGGGGGGUCAGGCAUGUUUGAUUCCAGGUGAGCUAAAGCGAAGCUGAGGCUCCGCCCUCCUCUUCCUCCUCUUCAUCAGAGACUAAAUGUACAGAGAAGAGGUUUUUUUUUUCCAGAGACGUAUUCUUCUUCAUGACCGGGGUUUUCUUAUCACUUUAUUUAUAUUUACAUAUUUGUACCAUGUUAUCUUUUUUUUAAUAGCAUCAUAGCAGGUAGGUCUCUUUGAAUGAACUCUUCAUCUCUGUGUUUCUGACGGACAUGUCGGUGUUUGUUUCUAAACUGUAUUCAAAGGGUAUUUUUCUAUGUGUUUAUCACCUCCUUUAAAUGAGUCUGUACACCAUUAAACCCCAAAAACUA
Molecule: messenger RNA, 4677 nt
Organism: Labrus mixtus (cuckoo wrasse)
Lineage: Eukaryota; Metazoa; Chordata; Actinopteri; Labriformes; Labridae
Gene: papolg
Product: poly(A) polymerase gamma
Exons: 24
Coding region: 343-2937 (864 amino acids)
Cellular component (GO): nucleus
Molecular function (GO): poly(A) RNA polymerase activity; RNA binding
Source: RefSeq, a predicted model, not a curated record